Exophiala aquamarina CBS 119918 is the source of this 1545-nucleotide messenger RNA. RefSeq lists its product as uncharacterized. Gene Ontology annotation, molecular function: transmembrane transporter activity. The transcript is spliced from 3 exons. The record is from RefSeq and is a predicted model, not a curated record. Gene Ontology annotation, biological process: transmembrane transport. Lineage: Eukaryota; Fungi; Ascomycota; Eurotiomycetes; Chaetothyriales; Herpotrichiellaceae. The coding region runs from base 1 to 1545 and encodes 514 amino acids. Gene Ontology annotation, cellular component: membrane.
AUGGCAGAGCCUCACUCUGCCGUACCGCACACAAAUAAUGAGCUCGUCAGCAGCGACGAGAAGGUCUCUCAGCCCAAAGACGCAGACUCCUCCUCCGGUGACAUAGACAACCUUGAGAUCGCCGGUGUUUCCCGCGCAAACUUGAUGGUUGUCGACAGGGCAACUGAGCGGGCUGUUUUGAGAAAAUUGGAUUAUCAUAUUGUGCCAAUGAUCAUGUGGACGUACCUCAUGAAUAUGAUGGAUAGGGUUAACAUCGGCAACGCCCGUCUGUUCCACCUGGAAAGAGAUCUAAAUCUUACUGGUAACCAAUUCCAGCUCGCGGUCUCGAUGCUCUUUGUCACCUACUGUCUCUUCGAGGCACCCUCCAAUAUGAUCAUUAAAAAGAUGAAGCCUGCGCGCUACCUCGCCGGCCUGACCAUCAUCUGGGGCAUUGUUGCCAGUUUAAGCAGCCUUGUCAACAACCUGGGGUCACUCCUCGCUUGUCGUCUGCUCCUAGGGCUCUUCGAGUCCGGAUUCUUUCCCGGAGUUGUUUUAUAUCUCUCCAUGUUUUACGGUCGUCGCAGCCUUGCGCUGCGUAUCGCCUACUUCUACUCGACGGCCGCCAUCUCCGGCCUUUGCGGCGGUCUCGUUGCUUAUGGCAUCGGUCACAUGGAUGGAACUGCAGGCUGGAGCGCUUGGAGGUGGAUCAUUCUCAUCAAUGGUCUCCCGACAAUUGUCACUGGCGCCAUAAUUCCCUUUGUCCUGCCCAACUCGCCCUCGACGGCCCACUUCCUUUCCGAGAAGGACCGCGAGAAUCUUGUCAGAAUUCACGAGGCACAGCUCGGCCGAGCCAAGAACCUACGGCACAUGGAGUGGCCCGAUGUGAAGGACGGCAUGAAGGACUGGACCACUUGGGCCUACUGCUUCGCCCUUUUCCCCAUGCUGCUAAUGCUCUACUCGUUCGUCGUGUUUCUCCCGACCAUCAUCGACGAUAUGGGAGCCGGUUGGAGCCCGACAGAAGUUCAGGCUAUGACGGUUCCUGUAUAUGCGUUCGGUGCCAUUGUAUAUCUCAUCUGCGCACGCCUCUCGGAUCUGACUCAGCGUCGCGGCUACUUCAUCAUGGGCGCUAUCGUCUCGUCCAUGGCGGGUUACGGUAUGCUCCUCUCUAAUUCGGGCGUUGCAACCUCGUACGCUGGGACCUUCUUCGUCGCCGUCGGUAUCUUCACUGGAGCGGGUAUUUCAUUUGCCUGGGUCCCAACGAACAAUCCUCGCUACGGCAAGCGCGCAUUCUCUACUGGAAUGCAUCUGACCAUUGGUAACUCGUCCGGUGUUGUAUCUCCUUUUCUCUUCAGCGCCAACUUUGCUCCUACGUUUCGAACCAGUUAUGCUGUGUCAAUCGCUCUGCUCAGCGUCUCUCUCGUCCUCAAUACGAUCCUCCACCUCCAUUUCAAGAGGCAGAAUAAACUUCGUGAUGAAGGCAAACAAGAUCACGUAAUGGAGGGUCUAACGGACAUAGAGAUUGAAGGACUCGGCGAGAAAAACCCUCGUUUCCGCUUUGCUGUUUAA